UUUCUUUCAGGGUAUAUAGGUCGCUGAGGUGUGCAAAAAUGCUGCCACAGACGUGUCAAAGGCACUUGUUGCGUAGUUGUCGGCCGUGCCGAACGAUGCUUGCUUUCAAACCAGCAAGGCUUGUGCCUCCGGCCCCGUUGGUUACUGUCCAUCGGCCUAUUCGGGGAAGCAUUGCUUGCAACGCGCUGGAAACGUAUAUGGUGGAGAAACUCAGCGCAGCUGAAAUGACAUUCAAGGAGCUGCAGAUGAAGAUGGCGGAUCCAGAGGUGGCUGCGAACUCGACCGAGUUUCAAAAAGUCGCCAAGGCGGCUGCAGACUUGGAGGAGACGGUCAACGCGUAUCGUACAUAUAAGGACACGGAAAAGCAGCUUUCGGACGCUUCGGAAUACUUGAAAAACGAGGCUGCGGAUGACCCAGAGAUGGCAGAAUUCGCACGCGCUGAAAUUGCAGAGCUCGAGGUAUCCCUUGCGCAGCUACAAGACAAGUUGCGGCUGCAGUUAGUGCCCAAGGAUCCCCUCGACGAUCGCAAUAUCAUGCUUGAGAUUCGUGCGGGAGCUGGGGGAGACGAAGCCUCGAUAUGGGCGGGUGACAUGAUGCGCAUGUAUCAGCGUUACGCCAACAGGCAGGGCUGGAAGGCCUCACUAGUCAGCUGCACGCAAGGAGAGUCCGGUGGAUACAAGGAGGUCAUCCUUGAGAUAUCUGGCACCAGCGUGUAUUCGAAGCUGAAAUGGGAGGCAGGCGUGCACCGCGUGCAGCGUGUGCCUGCGACGGAAGCCGCCGGCCGGGUGCACACAUCCACGGCAACUGUGGCAGUUAUGCCAGAGGUUGAGGACGUGGACGUGCAGAUAAACCCGAGUGAAAUUGAGGUCAAAUUCGCCCGCGCUAGCGGCGCCGGGGGUCAGAACGUCAACAAAGUGGAGACGGCGGUGGACUUAAUGCAUAAGCCAACUGGUAUUCGUGUUUUCUGCCAAGAGGAGCGCACGCAGGCACAGAACAAGGAGCGAGCCUUCCAGAUCCUCCGCGCAAAGCUUUACGAAAUGGAAAUUCAGCGUCAACAGGCCGAAAUCUAUGCAGCUCGGAAGAGCCAGGUUGGAACUGGCGACCGCUCGGAGAAGAUCAAGACUUAUAAUUACAAAGACAGCCGUGUGUCAGAUCACCGCAUCAAACAGAACUUUGACUUGAACAGCGUCUUGGAAGGUGACCUGGAGGACUCGUUGCAAGCGAUGAUAUCGGCGGAUCAGCAAGAGAAGCUGAAGAUGCUCGCUGAAUCCGUCAUUGCUGCUUAAUACCGAGUCGGGAAGGAACGAAUGAUUAUUGAAGAGCUUGGACACCGUGAGUGUUCUGAAUAGACCAUAUAGCCGUACUGGUAUCUGAUGGCCUAGGCCUAACUCGCGAUAUUUAUUUGUUAAUUUGUUGGUUGCAGAGUGGUCUCAUGGUUUAUUCGCAGUCAUUUGUCCUGCAAGCUUCACACGAAGCCUGGUAGCCGACGUUAGUUAGGCUUCUCGUAGGUUCCCAGAAAGCAGACGAAGGAUUUGUAGCAGGAUGGUCGCACCCUGGCAGGAAACGCAGUUCAGAGUGGUUGUUGAGUUCAAGAAAGUCAAUAAGGGCGCUCGUCGGGAGAUAAUAAUGACGCACAGCGCUCAUACCAUACCGCCACAGUUGCUUGGACGCAUUGCACCGGAGGUAUGGGCCGUUUUUAUGACGGACCUCAGCCAACUGGUCCACAACCACCCCUACAAGCAGCUCCCUUCAGCAGAGUAUUGCUGUGACUGGUUUUCAAGUUUUCUUUGUUACCUUGUCAUCGGGUUUGGCUGCUUCAAUGGCGAUUCCGGCAACUACGGUGCCUGGCUGGCUCAGCUGGAAGCAGUGCUUCAACGACAUAGGCCUGCAUUUGCGGCUGGCGGCGCCACGCUGAGCAUAGGGCGCGUCCACGGCUCGUACUGGGCGCAGAUCGACGUGGAUCCGCGGGCCAUGGCAGUCGGUGCCCCAGUUCCUCUGUAUUACGGUGCCCCGGUUUCGUACAAUACGGGGAUGCCACCGGCAAAAGCCUGAAGGACUGCGGCUGGAGAGGAUGGUUGUCGUCCUGAAUAUGGACCUUUCCUGCUUCUAGCACAACAUGUUUUUGGACGGUUCUGUACGCCUCACCAUGCGGGAUGACAUCAUCUGCUCUCAAACAUCCUGUUGCACAGCCUUGGGAAAGUUUUGACGCGCUUCCCUCUGUGUGCAGGCUGUUUGCACGGAGCUUAAUACUCAAUUUGAUUAGUGCGAACCUUGUAGUGUCUUCAUAGCUUUGUCCUCGUCUCACACGCACCGCCACACGGUGUUGCGGCCUUUGAUAUGGGAGAGCUGAUAUCCAUUUGUUUUUGAAAGUUGCCAACGGUUACGUGUAUGGAAGCUUGCAGUUAUUGCUUGGCUGGCUUGCUGGCUGGCAGUGUUGAGAUGACGUAUUUACCCAGAAGAUUUUCUGGAGGAUAGCUUGUGUUUUUGUGUGCGUGUGUAGCAUUGCCAAGGGAUAGGCUAUCCGACCAUAGGUGAAGUGCAUAUGGCGACAUGCAUAUGAAGCAGUUCGGGCUUACAUGGCCUGUGUGUGUACAGUACAAUUCACAUCAUGCUACUUAUACAAAGUGAGUUUUGCAACUCCCGCGCCCGUGCUGCGCCCAUGCAUCUAGCGCAUUGUUCCAGUAUUGCACUGGCAGGUGCAUUAUGUCCAUAUGUAACACAAAACAUGG
Volvox carteri f. nagariensis is the source of this 2729-nucleotide messenger RNA. RefSeq lists its product as uncharacterized. The coding region runs from base 39 to 1286 and encodes 415 amino acids. Gene Ontology annotation, cellular component: chloroplast. The transcript is spliced from 6 exons. Gene Ontology annotation, molecular function: translation release factor activity, codon specific. NCBI's taxonomy places the organism in Eukaryota, Viridiplantae, Chlorophyta, Chlorophyceae, Chlamydomonadales, Volvocaceae. Gene Ontology annotation, biological process: plastid translation; translational termination; thylakoid membrane organization. The record is from RefSeq and is a predicted model, not a curated record.